Messenger RNA from Chelonoidis abingdonii (Abingdon island giant tortoise), 2002 nucleotides. RefSeq names its product cell surface glycoprotein MUC18-like. NCBI's taxonomy places the organism in Eukaryota, Metazoa, Chordata, Testudines, Testudinidae. The record is from RefSeq and is a predicted model, not a curated record. Gene Ontology annotation, biological process: cell-cell adhesion. Gene Ontology annotation, cellular component: plasma membrane; cell-cell junction. Gene Ontology annotation, molecular function: cell adhesion molecule binding.
GUGUGUUGGAAUUGCACCGUCACAUGCAGUUGCUGGGAGUCAGUUACAGGCGGUUUGUUAUUGACUUUCCGCCCCCGGGAGGGGCCUGAGCCCUGGCGUCUCUGCUUUCCCCCCCCCCACCCCCCCAGGUGCUCUCCGGGGCAGGGUUCGAGGCAGGCGGAACCCGCCCCCCCCCCACCUUCCUGCUUCUGCUGCGACGCGGAAGCCGGACGCCAGAGUCUGCCUGGAGCCCUCACCCGCUGCCAUGGCCCUGCCAGCCCCCCUGCUCCUGCUGGCCGCCCUCGCCCUGCGCGGGGCCCACGGGGAGAUACCCACCGUCCGCCUGAUUGACCAAGAGGGCCCGAUCCUGGAGGGCAGCUACGUGACCCUGGAGUGUCUGACGGACGAGGCCGGAGCCGACAUGAGCCAAUUCACCUUCCAGAAAUACAGUCGGUGGCUCCACUCCUGGGUCUCGCUGGACAAUCCCGACCGGCUGCGCUGCUGGUUCUUCGACGUGAACGUGACGCGGGCGGACGGGCGCCUCCUGCUGGCCAUCGGGGCCCUGCAGUCCUGGCACGCCGGGGCCUAUCGCUGCGUGGCCGCCAACAGCACCGGCAACGCCUCCGCCUCCGCCUCCGCCGAGCUCAGCCUGCGCGUGGAGUAUCUGCGGAGCGUCUUCGUGACCCGGGCCCACACCUGGUGUGGGACCGUGGGUGACUCUGUGGCCGUGAUGGAGGGCGAGGACGUGGAGCUGCAGUGCUCGGCCGACGCCUCCCAGCCCCCCCAGUACGAGUGGAGCCGCCAGGGGGCUGACUGGGUGGUGGCGUCCAGCGUGCUGACCCUGCCCCACGUGAGCCGGGAGCAGGCCGGGACCUACGAGUGCCGGGCCCAGCACCCCAGCCUGCCCCACCUGGCGCGCAGCCGGGCCGUGCGGCUGGACGUGCAGGGGCCGCAGAGCAGCUACCAGCUGGAGCCAGGCCUGGGGCUGAGCACCCCUGUGCUGCUGCUGGCCGUGGGGCUGCCGGCCCUGCUGCUCCUGCUGCUGGUGCUGGGGCUCAGCGUCCUCGUCCUGCGGCGCCGCCAGGCUGCCAAGAUCCCGACCGGGGAGGAGCCCGGCCAGCGCACCCCCAUCUACAAAGGCAGCCUGGAGUCGGUCCCCUCGGUGGCGGGGGACCAGCAGCCCCUGGUGCUGUGAGAUGGGCCCUGCCCCCCCCCGGCACAGGCAGAACCGCACGGCUGUCACAGAUGAGCUUCAGCCACUUCUGUAAUCAGCUGGAGGGAGGGUUAUGGGGGGGCUUUCGGGGAGGAGGAAAUUAUUGGGGGCUCAGCUGCGUUUUCGGGGGGAGCUUAUUAUGGGGUGGUUUCUAUAGGCAGUUGAUGCAGAUACAGCCACUGUGGGGGGUGGGGAGAUACUCUGGAUGGGGGGGCUAGUAUUAUUUUGGGGGUGGGUUGGAUCUUGGGGUGCUGUUUGACCACUCCAGCUCCCCCCCCAGGUGGUCUCUUUUUGGGGCUCUGACUUAGGGGGCUGGGAGCUUGGUUUGGGGAAUAUCGGCAUUUGGGAGCCAACUCCCCGUUUUGUAAUGGGGGGGUUGUUCAUGGAACCCUCCCAAAAUGCAAACCUCCCGCCACCCCCAAAUUCACUCUGGGGGUCUCUGGACCGGUGACCCCUGCAAUCUCCAGAGGCCUGCCCCCCCCCGCCCCCCAGCUAAACGGAGUUAAUUUGCUUUGUUAAUGGGGAGACUGUAAUCAGUGUAGUGAGGGAGGGGUCCCCCUAAACUGGGACCCCCCAGUGCUGAUCCCUUGCAAUCUGCUCUUGCCCCUCUGCUUUCAUCUGCCAGGCAUGUAAGUCCGUGCGGGCCGGGGCCUAAGCGUUAUUUCGGGGGGGGGGGAGGGGGAUUUCUUAGGGCUAUUGCUUAAAAUCUGGGUAUUGUAGUUCUGUGGGAGGGGCCUGGCCCUUUAAGGGGGGGGCAUGGGCCAGCCCCCACCCCAACUUAAAUGGGAUUAAAAUGACACUUUAAAACUC